CUGAGGACCUAUGCUUGAAGCUGGGACAUUGUGGGACUUUUGGACAUUUGCUUGGAGUUUUCUUUGAACUGUCCAUCAUCAAUCCAACACAGCUGAUUGUAAAGACCAUAGCAAAACUCUGGUUACACUUCAGAGCGUUCACCAUGGGAGCCCAAGCCAUCCUUUCAGCCUGCUGCUGCCUGGCUAUCCUCCUCGCUGCGAUGGCUCGGGCAGACGUGCAAGAGGACUUCUCUCCUGAAUGUCGGGAGUUUUUGUUCAUGGGCACGCCGCCAAGGGGUCUUGAGGGGAAGACGCUGAAGAAGAUCUGCCAGCGCUACAACGGCCACGCGCGCUACGUCACCCUGUACGACGUGGAGAACCACAUCCCCGUCUACUCGGCCUACACCUUCAAGCGCAACGACGGCUCCAAACAGGUGGACACGCCCUGGAUGUACGAGCCUCAGCUGUCUACCACAGUGUCCGACCGGGACAUGCAGCCGUUCCCCAUCGAGAGCACCAUCCACAGCAGCUUCGAGGACGCCCAGGCCGUCUUGGACGACUACUCCAACACGCCGCGCUACGAGCGCGGCCAGCUCAACCCCGACGACCACCAGAACUUCCUGGACGACAAGGCGGCCACCUACACGCUCACCAACGUGGUGCCGCAGUCACGGGUCUUCAGGAUCGGCGCCUGGAAGAAGCAUGAGCAGACGCUGCGCCGCCGCCUCAACAACUACUGCCGCGGCACGGCCUACGUGGUCACCGGCGUCACGCUGUCCGGCGGCAUGAUCCACCGGCACAACAUGUACCGCGUGGCCGUGCCCAGCUACCUGUGGACCGCCUACUGCUGCGUGGACUACGACCACAACGCGCCCUUCGAGGUGCGCGCCAAGUUCCCGGUGCACGCGGCGCACGGCCUGAACGAGGACAGCGGAGAGGUGGUGGAGCUGUCCGUCAAGCAGCUGGAGGAGUUCCUGCGCCACAACACCUACGUGGACAACGCCUUCCAGAUAUUCUAUGACAGCUGCGUGCCCAAUAACCCCAAGACCAUUGGCUCUUAACCAUGGGCCACAGCACAGGGGAGUAUUCCAAGAACCUGUCUCAGUGGUAAACCAGGUUAAGUUAACCUUGAGGUAGUGGUAAGUCAUCUAAUAGAAGAGCCUGGAGUCCUCGUUUUCUUAACUACAUGACACCUGUGGUGUAUCUAUUAGCAGCUUUACCACUUCCUGUAAUCUAACUUAACCAGUUACGCUUAUCACUUUAUCAAAUUCUUGGCAUACCCCCAGGCCCCUCUUUAGGGGGUCGCUAAAGAUCACAUGGUGCGUGCAAUUUGCCUGCAUUGGGGUUGUAACGUUAGAAUACUUCAAUUAUAUUUGCAAACAUUAUAAUUACAGAAUCCCAACAACACAUCCCGUACGAUAACCAUAAUUCAGAUGCCCAUAAUUGUUUGAAAUUUAUCACUGAAAUAUUUUAGUGCGUAUAUACAGUAGGGGUAGAAUUUGUGCCUUGGGUUUGGGGGCUGCUUUUGUUUUAAUUUAUUGUGAAGAAAAGCCAGAAUAUUACAUGCUCAAUACAUUCACAUUACACUAAUUGCAA
Molecule: messenger RNA, 1575 nt
Organism: Engraulis encrasicolus (European anchovy)
Lineage: Eukaryota; Metazoa; Chordata; Actinopteri; Clupeiformes; Engraulidae
Exons: 3
Coding region: 144-1040 (298 amino acids)
Molecular function (GO): hydrolase activity; metal ion binding; nucleic acid binding
Source: RefSeq, a predicted model, not a curated record